Messenger RNA from Hymenoscyphus albidus, 255 nucleotides. Lineage: Eukaryota; Fungi; Ascomycota; Leotiomycetes; Helotiales; Helotiaceae. The record is from the annotation of a GenBank genome assembly.
AUGCCAAGUCAAUAUACCCGAGAUGAAUGGGCAGCCACUCUCAUGGUCUCAGGUCUUUCUGGCGAGGUAAGUCGCGGCGAUUUACUAAGCCUUUUCGAAGUCUAUGGUACAAUCAACAGUAUUUUCCGCGGCAAAUGCUCGCAAGGAUUUGCGUUUGUUACCUUUGAGGACGAUUCUGGUGUAUCUGAGGCCCGAAGGGAAUUGAAUGGCUACAGAUUCAAGGGAUGCACCUUUGAUGUUCGGCCCGCUCGAUGA